Pieris rapae (cabbage white) is the source of this 5351-nucleotide messenger RNA. Its product is annotated as tetratricopeptide repeat protein 17. The record is from RefSeq and is a predicted model, not a curated record. The transcript has 19 exons. Gene Ontology annotation, biological process: actin filament polymerization. Gene Ontology annotation, cellular component: cytoplasm; actin cytoskeleton. Lineage: Eukaryota; Metazoa; Arthropoda; Insecta; Lepidoptera; Pieridae. The coding region runs from base 172 to 3543 and encodes 1123 amino acids. Gene Ontology annotation, molecular function: protein binding.
CUGUCGACUUGCCGCUUGUGUCAGUGACCAGUCACCAGUGUGAGAUUUACUUGAAAAAAUAAUAAAUUUAAGCCGUGUGCUUUUAAAAAAUUAUAAAGUAUUUAUUGCCGACUUUGUUGUGUCUGCUUAUAAAGAUCAUGUUUUUUUAAAUUACUUUAAAUUUUUAACACAAUGAUUAGUUGUAAAUUUAUUUUGUGCGUUCGUUUCUUAAUUUUAAUAACAUGCGCUGAAAGACUGCAGGCUUCGUCCCACUGGAUGGUUACUGAAAGCGGAUUAAUUCAGCCCAGGCUGGAUUCUCCAUUUGAAAUGGCUCGACCUUAUGACUUCUUAUCAUUUUUAAAACAAGAAACUCGUUGGGAUGAAAUUAUUAAGAUGCACCAUGAGUUAUCAAAAAAGCAAAAAUUUCUUGAUGACCUCUGGACAGAUAUUGAAAAAGAUACAGAUUUAGGUGUUGAUGUUGGAAAGGAUGAAAAUUGCAUGAGGGCAGGCCCUCUUAACAUGAUUGAUUGGUAUCAUACACCUUUAGAAGAUGGUACCAUAAAAAAUAUUGCAGAAGAAGAAUUUUUGCUCCCAAGCAGUUAUGGGCCAAGUAUUGAUGUACCUGAUUGUAAAAAGAUAUCAUCCCUGACCUUCAGUAUGUUUACUUUUGAACAUUUGAGUAGUAUGAUAAAAAGAACAAAUAUUUCAAUUACACCAGAGUACCCUUCACUGGAUAUUAUAUCACCUGCAGCAUCUGUUGAGCAAUUUGGGCAUUGGUUAGCAGGUGCCUUAAGAAAAAAUAGUUCAUCGUGGCUGCACUAUAACUUAGCAGCUUUAUUUUGGAGAAUAAAAGGAAAUGCACCGAAAGCUUUAGAGUGCUGCCGUCGAGCAGUGCAUUAUGCACCAAGACAAUAUAAAGAUAUAGCCUUAUUAAACUUAGGAUCUCUGCUGUAUCGUGCCAAAAAGUAUGCUGAUGCUAUAACAAUAUUAAAUGGUGCCCUCGACCAUGAUUCCCACAACUCUAUCGCACAUUUUGUGCUUGGGAAUAUUUAUACGUAUUUGGGUGAAUUUAAUAUAUCACUUGCUCACUAUAAAGUGUCCUUGGGAAUUAAUCCAAAGAUGGAUAUAGCUAAGAAACACAAAUAUGCAACAUUAUGUCAUGUACAUUUGGGUGGAAGAAUACGGAAUUUAAAAGUUAAAAUAGAUAAACUGCGCGAAGGGUUGAGUGAAUAUAUUCUUAAAGAAUCAAUGUGGAUUAAAACGCAGAGCGAAUUUUUAAAGACGAUGAAACCAAUUGAUGGAUACGACUAUAAAAACGUAGAAAAGAACUGCGCAAAGAUGUCAGAAUUGACAGGACUCAGGAUCAGUGAAGUAAAAAUGUUGGGUGAUAGAUACUCUUUGAUAAAAUACUUUUUUGAUGGUCCGAUAUACAAUGAUAGGUUAAUGGAAGUGACCGGUACUGCCAAUUUGGACGCUAUUUACACGUUGCAAAGGAUCGUAAGUCAUAUACAGAGACAUGCCAAUAUGGCGGACAUAUUAGUGCAUUUCAAUAAGGACGAACCGAUUGAAGACCAAACUGCUAAGCCCGAACAAAUUGCACAGAGUGAAGAAGUCCAAUCGGAUGUUGAAAAGAAAACUCAAACGAGUGAUCAAUUCUCUGAAUUUGAAAGUGGCAUAUUUUUAUACCCACCAACACUAAAAAUAAACAGAAAUGUCGAAGAUUUUGACAAAGACGCAAAUUGGCCGUCAGAUGCAAUGUGUGCACAGGCAUUGCAUACGUUUCCCGAUAAUAUGGAGGCGAUGUACCCGGUGUUCUUGCCAUUGGAGAAUAAAGGAAUAAGAGUGAAGACACUUCUUACUGACAAGAUCGGAGUUCCUCUUGACGAAGAGCAUGAGUUGCCGUGGCAUCCGCCCGUCUGCCCCACUGAUAAGGAAGGAAGGAAAUCUUUUAAGCAACAAUUAAUAACUGAAGUCGUCGAAUCGGAUAUUCUAAGACAGAAGUUGCUAGAAUAUGUUGGCGAUGGAGAUAUAGAGAAAGCGGAACAUAUGCAAGAUGCUGAAAUUGGGCACCGAAUAUAUGUAGCAAUGAAGACGAAAUCAGCCCCAAAAUGGAUAACUCAAGUUUUAGCGUCUCUCUAUUGGCGUGUUCGGGGUAAUAGGGUGAACGCCCUGCAUUGCCUUCAAGCGGCGAAUAAAGUUGUCCCCCCGAAGUACAAAGAAGUGGUUUUGGUGUCUUUGGGCUCCGUACUUAUUGAGAUGGGAUGCUUCGAGGAGGCAGUGGCAGCCACCGAAGAAGCCUUUAGGUUGAAUUUGUAUGAGCCAGCAACAAAUUUCCUCUUAGGCGAACUAAACAUGAUAAAGCGGCACAGAUGGACACACAUGUUCCACCUACAACAAGUUGUGCGAGUGGAGCCGGGGUUCAUGAAUGGUCUGGCGAAGAAUCUCCUAAAUGCGUGGGCCUGCAUCAUGAAGGAAGUCAACAAGUUUCAAGAGAUGGAUUUCAUAGAAGGAGACAUCUGUACACAAGUGGAGCCAGGAAUGAAUAUGGUGUGUGAGAAGGGAGGAGAAAAUUGUCAUAUGACUAACAUCCAGUGCUUCAGUAGUCAGGAUAGAUCGGAUACGAGCAUGAUAAUGAAGCUUCUAGAACAACAUGAUAAGACGUAUCAAUCAAAGGAUAUGAUGAGCGAUGACUUCUUCAAUUUCGUGAUACAGAGAAUGCCUAGCGAUAGAACGGACAGGCUUGCGCAUCAAGCGAACUACGAUCAUAUGAUGAAGGCAGUAGAGACGGUUUUGCAUGGAUGUGGGCCUUUGGGGUGUAAGAGUCUGCAACCCGCUGAUUUAGCGCUUACAGAAGAAGAAUGUUCGCAUCAUUAUAUACAACUUGGAUAUUGGCUGCACAUUGUCAGUUUUAAACAACUCUUUUCUGAUACAAAUAUACGAAUACCGUCAGACAUUAUAACAAUGAAUCCGUCGAAUAAGAAAAUACCGGAAUGCAAGGUGGUAUCCGAGCCAUUGGAAGAUUUUUACUAUGAGAGACUUAGUCGCAUCGAUACAGAAGGCUGGCAACCCAUCAUGACACUGACUCAUCAGUUUGCUGAACUGUUCAACUACUUUGACUAUGUUACAUUGGGAGCUAAGAUCGCUAAAUACGUGGAAGCUCGUCCGUCGUCGUGGGUGGCGGCACUAAGCGCUAGUUGGUGGUGCGGGGCAGGCGGACACGGCGCCUGCGCAGUACGCUGCGCGGCCGCCGCUCACUCACUCGCACCGCAGCAUUAUGCCUCAUACCCCCUUCGGGCAUUGGUCGCCUUGUUGCAUAUGCAUUCCAAAGGAAAAGACGCCAAGGACGUGGCCUAUCUCUCCUUCUAUGGAUCACCAAAGAGCAAAAUCGAAGCAUUUUUAGUCGCCAUCUCUCAUACAUAUCUUGAAGAAUUCGAUCAAGCAGUGUGGAUGUAUCGCUACUCCCUGGUAUUUGACGAACAAUUUAAACCUGCCAAAGCCUGUCUCCACGCUACCAUGUGUCUUAUGUUAAUUCCGGAACCAAAUAAGGGUAUAAAAAAUAAAUGAGGGUAAAACACGUUUUUAUAAAUACUAUAAACCUUUAAUAUCUAAUUAAUGUCCUAAUUACUUUAUGAGCCAAUUGAGGCUUAUACUUAAGAAUAACUUCUGAGAGUCGUUACUCAUAUACGAAUUUUAAUGCUCAAUUAGUUAACGUCUAAUUUGGAGUUAAUGGUUUAAUUUGGCUUCAGAUCUGAUCUUUACUAACUUAAGUAACAGUUGACUUCCAAUGAAUGACCAAGAUUAAAAGUUGCUCAUGUAUGUAUGUCUAAAAUAAAUGUCCGAAAUUUGAAAUUUUAACAAAAAUGUAUAAUUAAACUGUGAAUCUUGGCCUUAGAAACUUGAACUAAUAGACACGUACGUAGAACACGUACGUAACUAACGUACAAGAUCUGGACAGGGUUCAGCGAAAAAUUCUUACCUUCCAUACAGAAUUUGCAAAAUGGAUUUGUAUUAACAACUCAAUAUGGUUGAUUGGUUGUCCCUGUUUGCAAUAAAACAAAACAACAAACAGUGUUAAGUCUUUCUGAAGUUGGAAUGUAUUAAUGCCAUUAUUUUAAAACACUCAAUUAUUUAAUUACAGGUCUUAUUAGUAAUUUGAUUCUGUUUAGACGGAAGAACACUUGUUUAUUGGUAUUUUAAUAAAACGAUCAUAUUACUAUAAAAAGUAUCAAAAUGAUUUGUUCCAAGCAGGUGCGAUGUUAGAAUUAUGUCAUACCAUUGGGUAAUUAACUUAUUGUCUGCAUGUGUUUUGCUCAAAUUCGUAACAUAACAUUUUUACGACGAUUAUAAUCGAAUAAUGUAUACGCGUAUUAUGAAUAUUUAUAGAUAUACAGUCUAAACUUUAUAUAGAGAACAUUGCAUUUGUCAAAGAAAUGUUAUUUUGUAUGAACAAAAGGCAAACUGAUCAAAUAUUUUUUUUACUUUGAUGUUAAACGAAAUGACGUUAUAUAGAGUUUAAGCUGUUUUUUAUACACAAAGGAUUCAUUGUUAUCUGUAUGUUCAGUAAAGAGGUUAAAUCAGAGAGUUAAUUAAAUCUCUAGAAAGUUCAUUAAAGAUCGAUAUACAAAGACCACAAUUUGGAACAAAAAUCCACUCAUACUAACAAACCAACGUUUGCCAAAAGAAAGACUCUAAAAGUAAUCAGCUGUUGUCGUGACCGCCAUCUUGUUUUACAUUAUUAAUCAACUCGCUGGCUUUCAGUCAGACAGAUAGAUAAACGUUUUCGACGCUGCUUUAUUUAAAUCAAAAUGCUAGCGACUUUAUUUAUAUUAUUUUAAUUAAAUGUCUAAAGAUUCAAUUAACUCUCUCAUUUCACAACUUUACUGCGACAAUUAUAUUAAACCUAGUUGUGUUAUAUGGGGAAUCGAAUUUAAGAUUUAAAGACAAAUCUAUUAACUUUGAACCCGUUUUGUUACGAAUUUGUAUCGAUUUUGUAUUAUUUAAUUGACCUGAAGUACAAUUUUAUAUGUUUAUUAUUAUGUCCUUAGACCAAUGAGAAGAUAUUUAUUACCUCCACACAGGUUCCAAUAUUUUUAAUAUUUUCAUUAUUUUAGAUUAAAGAUUUCAGUACGCCAUUUAUUAAUACUGGACUAUAUUAAACCUUCAUCUAGGUUCUCUCUAUCAGUUUUAGGUUAACUGGUAGCCUGUUUUGGCGAAAAAAAUAUUGACGUCCUUGUCACAUUCUGUAGCUAUGAGAGGGAUAGCGUUUAGGGUUUGAUAUCAACGAAAAAUGACAAUGACCAUUCCAAUUAUAUUUAAGUGUAUAUGUAAUACAUAUGUUAAUCUUAAGAUGUUAAUAAAGGCAUUUCGAAUUA